Australozyma saopauloensis is the source of this 1908-nucleotide messenger RNA. RefSeq lists its product as uncharacterized. NCBI's taxonomy places the organism in Eukaryota, Fungi, Ascomycota, Pichiomycetes, Serinales, Metschnikowiaceae. Gene Ontology annotation, molecular function: nucleic acid binding. The transcript has a single exon. The record is from RefSeq and is a predicted model, not a curated record. The coding region runs from base 1 to 1908 and encodes 635 amino acids.
AUGUUUUCUUCAACAGAAGACCGGAAAGUGUUUGUGAAGACCUUGAGUCGCAUGAUCUUGGAAACAAAACAGAGUUUCCCAGUGAAGAUCAUUGUCGAUACCCAGCCUGCGCAGGAAACUCAAAUCUUUGCCUUAAAGAACUUCUUGAGCAAAAACGUAUGUUUUUGGGAAGUAGGACCGUCUGAAAUUGAAAUCAGGGUAAAUCAGCGCGACAAGACAGAGACGCUUUUGCGAUAUCUUUCCGAACACGAAUGGGAGUUCCUGGCUGACUACACGGACGUCGACGAAAACCCAGCGGUGAUUCUAGCCACAAAUAUAUCCCGAAGUGCCUCGUUGGAAAAGUUAACCAUUGCCCUCAAUUCAUUUUGUCCAUACCUGUCUCUUCUCGAAGCAGACUUUACAGACGAAUCCUCUCAUUCUGUACAUCUCCGCUUCAACAAUUUCUUGGACGUGGAGGCUCUUCGAGACAAAAGAGACAUCAUUGGAUUCUGCGAUGAUCCAAAAGAGGCCCUAGUAUUUGAAAAGUGCGAAUCAGAAAGCCUGCCAAAAUUCCUUCCGCUGAGCCAAAGUACGGCGCCAGGCUUGGAUGCAAUCGCCCUAGAGAAUGCCGAAGAAGUCUUUCCGGCUCUGCUCACCUUGGAAGAGAUAAAAACUAUCGUUUCUAAGUUCGAGCUUUUCGGCACUGUCGACUCUCUCUGCUUUCCUAUCAAACGGCACAACGAGUCAGACUUCGGAGUAGAAAAAACAGCUUUUGUGGGCUUUUCUCAUACAUCUCCUGGGAAAGCAAAAGUUCUUGAAUGUCUCUAUUAUCUUGGUGACUUAACCUUUAAAGAGCUUUUGGAGUUUAGUCCAGAUUCGAUUAAAGACCCGUCUGAAAUGUUCGCUGUAAAGGACAAAGAUGAGACAGAUGCAAGCCAACCCAGAAUCAAAUUAUCUAUUGUUCAAAAAAAACAUGGCCACCAAUUAUCCAAGAGCAUAGCCUUCAACUUCAUCACCCUUGGCGAGGCAGAUUCCACAGACCUAGUAAUCCGAGACGAAAAAGAUUCCGAGAUUACAAGCAAUAUUUACAAUCGCUUUUUGAAAUCAAACAAUUACCAAGAGACAAAUGUCUACGUCAAUAAUCUCCCAGUUCUUUUUCAAAACGAUGACGACCUCUGGAAUCAAUUCUGGAAUCAAUUUGGUUGUGACGGAAUCAAUUCUGCGAAAAUCAUCAAGCCCCAAUUCUACACCAAGAAACACACCGAGACCGUUGGAAAAAUCGGUUUUGUGUUUUAUAAGGAAUUCAAAAUGGCACUCAGAGCCAUCAUUAUGACUAACGACCGUGAGAUCUAUUACCCUGGCUCACCACCAAUAUUAAUACAAACCUCUUUUGCAAUACAAAAGAAAAAUAACUCUUGGAGUUCUUCCAAAUACAUUCAGAAUAAGAGUGGAUUAACGAAAGAGCUUGCGGGUGACGCUUUCAUUAACAAUCUGGUUCGACCAAUGAUGAAAAGAGCCAGUUUACCAGCCAUUCACAGUAACGAAUACUCGAGCUACGCUCUAAUGGGGCCCGAGCCUAUACAAGCGUACAUGUAUCCUCCUUAUGAUCCAUUUAUAUUUAAUCCCUAUUAUUUACAUAUUCCUGGCUAUGGCAUGGAGGGAAUGCAAGGGCAGCCGCCAACAGGUUCGCCGCUGUCAUCCCCACGGAGCCACAUGGGUGCAUCGCCCAUGCCACCAGGUAUGAAUGGGGCAUUUCCGCCGCCAUAUGCCUACAUGAUGCAGUUCUAUCCAUAUUCACCGCCGAUGCCUAUGGAGGGAAGUCCCUUGUAUUUUGGAACUCAAGAGGAACACGAGACCGACAGUGAGGCAGUUCUUCAACCCAACAAAAAGAUCAGCAGUGCCGAGAAACGCCGCAACGGUUCUGCUUAG